AGGAAUGUCACUACAGACAGCUUUUUCACAUCGCUCUCACUGGCGCACCGACUGCUUCAGCGCAACACCACCCUUCUCGGAACAAUGACUAAAGGUCGACGCGAGCUUCCACCUCCAGCAAGGGACGCCGCGGCGCGAGAACAAUUCUCCACGUCUGUGUUUAAAAGCGGCAGUGUCUCACUGACGGUCUACGCUCCAACAAAAAAGAAAACGGUGUUUGUUCUGAGCUCCAUGCACCAACACGUGGUGACCGGGGAUGACGGGAAGAACAAACCAAACACAAUAACAGACUACAACUAUAUGAAGUCUGGUGGCGAUGAUGCGGAACAAGUGGCUCGUAAAUACUCCGUACGCACAGCAACACGCAGGUGGCCAGUAGCGGUAUUUUAUAACAUGCUGGACCUGGCGGCAGCAAAUGCCUAUGUGCUCUACAAGGCAUGCACAGGGUCCACAGACACAAGGAGACUCUUUCUGCACCAUCUAGCCAUGGAACUCCGAAGUGGAUUCAUGCGGGAAAAGGCUUCUGCUGCCGCCGCUGACACUACUGCCGCCACUGCUGCCGCUGCUGCGCUGCACAAUCUACCCAACUGGACAACGCAGUGUCAGGUCCGGAAGAACUGCAACAGAAAUCGCAGCAGGUUUUGCUGUGUGAAGUGUCACAGGUACACCUGUGCCAAGUGUAGGGAGCAUGAGAACUGGGUCUGUGAAGAAUGCAAAUGAACCUGUUUGUAAAAGGCAGAAAGAAGAAGCAAGUGGACUGAAGCCGUGAAGACAUUAUUCCAGAGGAAAAUGGUUGAUUAGAUGAACAUGCUGGAGAGAUGAUCCGUAUGUGUACAAGCAUGUGCAUACUCAUUCUGUGCCACCAUGAGCCAUGACUCACCUUUUGUAGAACAUAUACCUGGACAUUACAGACGAAGUCUUUUUGGUUGGUUUUUCUUUAUUAUUUAUCAAUAAAACACACUUUUGUUCA
This is a messenger RNA of Nothobranchius furzeri (turquoise killifish), 970 nucleotides long. RefSeq names its product piggyBac transposable element-derived protein 1-like. The record is from RefSeq and is a predicted model, not a curated record. Lineage: Eukaryota; Metazoa; Chordata; Actinopteri; Cyprinodontiformes; Nothobranchiidae.